AUGACAGUAUGCCUAACUCAUCACCUUCAAGUCUUAACCAUUUUCAAUUUACUUUCAACUGCUCUGCUUCAAAUUCCGGAGGGAACAGUUUUAUUGAGCCUGAUCCUGAUGCUCAGGGCAUACAGCGUACAGAAUUUCCCAGAAGAAUUCGGUCGCACCUAUCAUGCCUACCGGGCUGGCUCAUACGCAUUUCCCAACGACGAACUAGAACGCGAGCGCCUUGAUCUACAGAAUGAAGCAUUAGUAAAGCUCUUCGGCGAGCGCCUUUACUUUGCACCACUGUCAAGGAGAGCACCGCCUGUAAAUAUCCUCGAUGUAGCUACUGGUACUGGUGACUGGGCAAUCAAAAUGGGCGACCUGUUUCCAGAAACAGAAGUCGUUGCAACCGACCUCUCACCAAUACAGCCUCGAAAAGUACCCCCAAACGUGAACUUUUACGUCGAAGAUUCCUCUGAGCCUUGGGAUUACUCUCAGCCUUUCGAUUAUAUUCAUACUCGUGUCACAUCUGGCUGCUGGGCUAGUUUCAAGGAGCAGAUCGCGGACCAAGCCUUUCAAACGCUGAAGCCAGGAGGGUGGUUUGAGUCGCAGGAAUACGAUGCCAUUAUAAUGUCUGACGAUGAAAGUCUUCCACUGAACGGACCUCUUGCAACAUGGUUCCGCGAAAUCAACGAAGCUUCAGAAUUGAUGGGCCGGCCAACCAGCGUUGCUGCUCAUGUUCGUGAAGCAUAUGUCCAGGCAGGUUUUGUUGAUGUUCAAGAGCGAAUCUUCAAAAUGCCUAUGAAUGGCUGGCCAAAGGAUGAACGCCUAAAGGAACUUGGGCGCAUGUGGGAAAGGAACUUUUUGAUGGGCCUCAGCGGCUUCUCUUUCGCACUUUUCAACCGCGUCUAUGAGAGAACUCCUGCGCAAAUCGAGGUGGCACUGGUUGAUGUCCGACGAGAGCUGAUCGAUACGCGGAUUCACGCUUAUAUACCAAUACACGUCAUCAUUGGCAGGAAGCCAUUCCCAGGUGAACGAUCCGUCCCACGAGCGUCGUUUACGUGAAGGAAAAGCGCCAGGGACUGGAACGAAAUACCUCCCCUUGAAUCUUAAUAGUUGAGGAAGGGAGCCUGGCACACGGUUCAGAAGGACCAACUCCAACAUUGACAAAGCACACAACAACAACGAUGCAUAGCGACAAUGGGGACGACUUUGGUUUUUUAUACCCACGAUACCCGAUAAUGUCGAUACGAUGCACAUGACUAGAAUAAUGUAUUGAUCUGGGUUUGGGUACAAGAUCGUACCGAACUACACCUUUAAUAACCGCCUGUUUUAAGCUAUGGAGUCUAUAUUGUCAGAU
Molecule: messenger RNA, 1336 nt
Organism: Fusarium redolens
Lineage: Eukaryota; Fungi; Ascomycota; Sordariomycetes; Hypocreales; Nectriaceae
Product: S-adenosyl-L-methionine-dependent methyltransferase
Exons: 6
Coding region: 1-1041 (346 amino acids)
Molecular function (GO): methyltransferase activity
Source: RefSeq, a predicted model, not a curated record